This is a messenger RNA of Hevea brasiliensis (rubber tree), 1182 nucleotides long. RefSeq lists its product as uncharacterized. The transcript is spliced from 2 exons. The coding region runs from base 273 to 1016 and encodes 247 amino acids. Lineage: Eukaryota; Viridiplantae; Streptophyta; Magnoliopsida; Malpighiales; Euphorbiaceae. The record is from RefSeq and is a predicted model, not a curated record.
UGCCUUCCUUGAAUUCUCCUCCCCAACUUCAUCCGCAUACAAUAAAUGUCUUUAGUUAAUGAAAUCAAUACCUACGUGAAAUUUAAAUUUUCUUUUUAACCACUAAUAAUUAUUAUUAAUUACAUAUAUGUAAAUUUAUUUGUUAUUUCUGUAACGUACCAUCGGCCUCUCUUCUAUAUAUAUACAUCACCAUUUACUACAAAUUCUAUCUUGUUUUCUCUCUCGGAAGAAUUAGGAAGAUAAUAAGCAUCAAGACCUCUCCUCUGUUGUAUAUGGCGGCUGAUGUGAGCUCUCUCUUGAGGGUUUUGACUGGAUACAAGGAUGAUCGGACGGUUCCUAACGAGCUUGUUGCUGGAAAAUCGACGGCUCUGAUUACCAGGGAUUUGCUUGGUGGUGGUGGUGCUGCUGCUGUUUAUGGUGAUGCUUCCUCAAAGGAUGAGUCCCAAGAAUUGGACCUCGACUUGCAAGUGCCUACUGGCUGGGAAAAACGCCUAGACUUGAAGUCCGGGAAGGUUUAUUUACAAAGAUGCAGUUCUUCACCUUCAUCAUCAUCAGAUCACAGGCAACAAACCAAUCAAACAUUGGCAAAGCUUCAAGAUUUAAAUAUCCCGCAAUCACCUUCCAAGAUCACACUGAAUCUUUUUGAUGAAAGUAACUUGGAACUGAAGUUAGUCUCAUCAUCAUCAUCAACCAAAUAUCAAAGUGUGUGCACUCUAGAUAAAGUGAAGUCUGCACUUGAAAGAGCAGAGAAAGAACCCAUUAGAAAGCGAUCAUCGCUGUGGAAAUCACAAUUAUCACCUUCCUAUUCUUCAUCAUCAUCUUCGAUUAGAGAGAUUCCAGAAGAAGAAUAUGAAGAGAAACCAGUAUCCGCAAUCGCAUCAGUGGCAGCAGGCUGCCCAGUUUGCUUAUCUUACGUUUUGAUAAUGAAAAGCAACCCAAUGUGUCCCAGGUGCAAUUCUGUUGUUCCAGUGCCAAUGUUGAAAAAGCCUCGCAUCGAUCUCAACAUUUCAAUAUGAGAUAGAUUAGAGAGAUUUAAUGUUUGUGAUUUUGUAUAUGAUAGGUGCAAUUUAGGUGCUUAUAGAAUAGAAAUUGUAAGCAAAGAAGAGAUAAAUUAUUAUUAUUUUUAAUGGCUUUUAUCCCCAUAGAAGAUAGGUAAUUUAAGCAUCUUUAUUUAGACCUUAA